Messenger RNA from Bactrocera neohumeralis, 803 nucleotides. RefSeq names its product LIRP-like. The transcript is spliced from 2 exons. NCBI's taxonomy places the organism in Eukaryota, Metazoa, Arthropoda, Insecta, Diptera, Tephritidae. Gene Ontology annotation, cellular component: extracellular region. Bases 98 to 451 code for a protein of 117 amino acids. Gene Ontology annotation, molecular function: hormone activity. The record is from RefSeq and is a predicted model, not a curated record.
CAUCAGUUCCUUCGCACAGCUUCAGCAGAGCGUUGUGUGGAAAUAAAAGAUCAUUUUCGCCUUAUACACUUACAACUAAAUAAAUAACUCAACAACCAUGAUAUCCAGUUCGCUGAAAAUUUGCGCUUUUCUAACAGUAUUCGUAGUCAGCUUGCAGCAUAUUUCGGCGGAGCAGGCUGUUUGCGGUCCCGCCAUAGACGCAGCUCUCAGUCUUAUGUGCGAAAACGGCUUUAAUACGAAAUUCAAGAAAUCACUGGAAUGGGAUGAUCUUGGUAACACUGAGCCCGAAGCACUGUCGCCCUUCGGCCUGAUGAACUUUCCUUUCUUAGCCAAAAUUCAUGGCGGCCAGGUGGAUACAGUGGCUAAAACUCGUCGUCGGCGGGAAGGCGUCUACGACGAAUGCUGCCGCAAAGCCUGCUCCUACAACGAGUUGUUAUCCUAUUGCAAAUAAGCUUUUCCAUUUCUAAACUAUUGUUGCCGACUUUCACGUUAAAUGAAUUUACACAGACCUUCCUGAAUCCACGUUUUACUCAAUUACCACUCUGCCCCAGCCCAUACCUGAGGAUAUGUUGCCAAGAGACGAAUCUAAAUAGCAUUCGGAAAUGCUUAUGAUGCUUAUAGUUGUGAUACAUACUUACUUGUGAAUUAAUAUCUAUAAAAAAAUCUUAAUAAAAAAAUAUAAAAUUGGCAAAUUUUCAGUAAGUUCAAUGAAGAGAUCUUCAGGCUGUUGGUGUUAUAGUUAUUUACACAUAAAAUAAAUAAAUUGUUAUGCAAAAUCACAAAAAGUUUUUAAAAUCAAAAUG